UUGGUUCUGAAAUGAAGACUUAUCUUUCUUCAACUAUUAUUCAUGCAUACCCUGUGGAUUUAUCAUCAAAAAUCCAUGUUGCUAGAAAAGAGAUGCAGAAGCUUCGUUGAUUCUGGUUUUAACAUUGUUUGUCAUAACUUGGAAUCAUGCACUUACUUAAAAGAGUGAUUGAUAGUGUUAUUUGUUCUAGUUUGAACCUUUUACAGUAAAGCUAGGAGCAUCAACAUUCAUAUAGUCUCUAACCAAAAUUUAUCAUAAUAUAAUUUUGAUAUAAUGUAAUAUUACAAUUAAAUUUUUAAUAAAGAAAAAAAUAAACUAGUAACAAGAUGACAAAUUUCAUAUGAGUCCUUCAAAUAUUUUUUGAGUCUAUAGAAAAUGACCGAUCUCAUUUCUCAUCAUUUUUUUUUCAUAUUUUGUAUAUAUUUCAUUAAUUUUAAGAGAUUCUCUUAUCGAUCAUGAAUGGAGAUGCCCUGACUGUUCUUUAUCUGGUUCUAUUCUAUAUCAGCUAUGUUUUGCUAUGUGUGGAUUCUUUCAUGGAUCAGUAAACAACAAAUAUAUCAAGAGAUAAUGAAUAAUCCCAAUUAUUUUCUUCUCUUUUUUUGUGGAUAAAGAUGUAUUUCUAUUUUGGAUAAUGACGAGUUUAUAGAAGUAAGCAAAACGUAAAUAAAUCUUUUAAGAAAUACUAUAUGAAUGAGAUAUUUAUAAACUUCUACUUUAUCAAGAUUAGGGUUUUCUUCUUCGUGCAGUUCAUCCCCUUUGUUCUCAGAGAAAACAAAAAAAAAAUGUCCUGUGAAGACAAAAUCAGUGCGUUGCAUGACGAUUUGCUGCUGAAGAUAUUGUCUCAAGUCCCAACAAAGGAUGUAGUGACCACCAUGAUUUUGUCCAAACGAUGGGGUUUGGUCUGGACGAUGGUGCCUAAACUCGAGUAUAAGGAUACAUGGAAAGAAGGGGAAAAGAGCAUUUGGCGCUUACUCGAAAAGUCUUUGCAACUCCACAAAGCACCUGUACUAGAAAGCUUGAAUAUCCAAGUUGAAUGUCAGUUUUGCGACGAUGCAGAUGUAGUAAAGUGCGUCUCAUACGCUGUUGACCACAAAGUUCGAGAGCUAGCUCUUAUCUUACCAUCUCAACCAAAGAUCCUACAGCUAGCAUCGAACGUUUACACCUCAAAAACGCUAGUGAAACUGACUCUAUCAUGUAGGACUCUAGUAGUGGAUGUUCCUUCCCUACCUUGCCUUCCUUCGCUUCAGAGGCUGGCUCUUCUCAGUGUGGUGUAUAAAGAUGAAAAGUCUCAUGUCAGACUUCUAUCGAAUUGCCCUGCCCUCACACAUUUGGAAGUGUUCCGAAACUUGAGUGACAAUGUGACAAGGUUCAUUGUGAAAGUUUCUUCUCUAAAGAGCUUUAGAUACACGCAACACAAAAGAGCUCCUUCUAGGUCCUUGGUUUUAGACUCCCCUGGAUUACGACGCCUUAAUUUAAGUGAUCCGCAUGGAGACUUAGACUCGAUCCAGAAUAUGCCUCACCUUGACUGGGCUUAUGUUUUGCACUUUGUUCCAAACCCGAAAGACAAGAAGUUUCUGAGAUCUUUUUCCUCUGUCAAGGUUCUCCGUUUGAGUCUAAGAAACGUUGAAUGUUGUAGCACCAUUAAGUUCUCUCGGCUCAUGAAGGUUACGCUGCAUCUUUAUUGCUUUGAUGACUUCAUGUGUUCGUUGGAACCACUUUUGCUUUUCCUUCAUAACUCUCCUAUACUAAAAGUUCUUGAGAUCAACUAUGAUGUGGCUCUUUGCUCUAAUGGUGUCCCACUUUCCUGGAACAGACCAAGUUCUGUACCGGUAUGCUUGUUGUCCCAUCUCGAGAUCUUUGUAUGGAAAGAGUUUGCAGGAAGAAGGCAAGAGAGAGCGUUCGUGGCGUACAUCCUUGCAAACUCAAAGCGUUUAAAGACGGCUGAAUUUUCUCCCAGAUACAAUCUCUACGAAAAAGAGAAAGAGAAGAUGAUGGAGCUGUUAAAAUCUAUGUAUAGGGCUUCGGCAUCAUCUCAACUAGAUUUCUUGAUAUGAAUUAAGGAUGAACUAUCUAUUAAGUUUGUUAUGUUUUUCUUUUAUUGUUGUUAGAUUGUAUUCUAUAAAUCCUGGAAGAACAAAUAAUGUUCUUAGCUUCACCUUUAUUGGUAUGAACAAUUUACUUAUUUGAAUGACUUUAAUUUAUGCUAAAUUGCUAGAUUCAUAUAUUUCUGUAAUGUUCUUUUAGUGCCAUUUUCCAUUGUUUAGAUGACUCCUAUCAAGCAAAUGUUGUAAGAAAUAUUGUUUGAGAUCAAGAAGAAAUUAUUUGCAUGCAUCUUUACCUAAGUGGAUUCUCUUCAAAGAUUAAUCAAAAAGUUCCAACCAAAAGGUGAUGAUGCUAAUGACACGUGAACUUUAAUCUUUGGUGCUGGCACAUCAUCUCUC
Brassica napus (rape) is the source of this 2441-nucleotide messenger RNA. RefSeq names its product putative FBD-associated F-box protein At1g05080. Gene Ontology annotation, molecular function: protein binding. The transcript is spliced from 3 exons. Lineage: Eukaryota; Viridiplantae; Streptophyta; Magnoliopsida; Brassicales; Brassicaceae. The record is from RefSeq and is a predicted model, not a curated record. The coding region runs from base 687 to 2054 and encodes 455 amino acids.